This is a messenger RNA of Malus domestica (apple), 933 nucleotides long. Its product is annotated as transcription factor MYB114-like. Lineage: Eukaryota; Viridiplantae; Streptophyta; Magnoliopsida; Rosales; Rosaceae. The record is from RefSeq and is a predicted model, not a curated record.
UUGAAAUCUUCCAAGGAAAGGUAGCUAAGAAAAAGAGGAAAAACCAACCUCCAAAAUCUCAGUAUAUACUUUCACCUCUCUUACUUUGUAGGCCUCAAAUCAUCUCACAUUAAGAGUGUCAAUGGUUCCAGUUAGCAGUCGAAGUUCUAAGAAAGAUGUAAACAGAGGCUCCUGGACGGCAGAGGAGGACCAAAAACUUGCUCAAGUUAUAGAAAUCCACGGUCCGAGGCGUUGGAAGUCCAUUGCAACUAAAGCAGGUCUUAAGCGAUGUGGGAAGAGUUGCAGGUUAAGAUGGAUGAACUAUCUUAGACCUAAUAUUAAGAGAGGCAAUAUUUCAGACCAAGAAGAAGACUUAAUUCUCAGGCUUCAUAAGCUUCUGGGAAACAGGUGGUCGUUGAUUGCCGGAAGACUACCUGGUCGAACAGAUAACGAGAUCAAGAAUUACUGGAACUCUCAUUUGAGCAAAAAGAUGAAGCAAAACAGAGCAGUUUCAAAGACAGUGCAAGGGUCCACAGAGCAAAAGAAUAUCAAAGCAAACGACGUGAAUGCUUUAACAAUUGAAAGAGAAGACGCCUUUAAACUUGAGGAGAACUUCAACUUCGGUUUCAAUGGCGGCCAAUUCUUCAACUGCUCGAGCAGCGAACAAGGGCCUCUGAAUUUGGAGUGGAUGAAUAAAUUCCUUGAAAUGGAUGAGAGUUGGUUUACUUUGCAUGACAUUUGAGCUAUGUUUUUAUUUUCAUUUAUUAUUUUAUUUUCUGUGUUCAUGAUAGUUGUUAGGGAUGCAUUUGUGAGGCCCUUUUUGCUAAUUUUAGGAAAAUCCCACUUCAUGUUUGAUCCUUUUGUAUGUAGUUUCAAUUGAGGUUUAUUUUCCUUUAAUUAACAAAUCAUGUUUCGGUGUUACAAUCCUUUAUAUAUUAUGCAGAUAUUUUAGCA